Molecule: messenger RNA, 531 nt
Organism: Staurois parvus
Lineage: Eukaryota; Metazoa; Chordata; Amphibia; Anura; Ranidae
Source: the annotation of a GenBank genome assembly
GCUGCUCUCUGGAGAAAUUUCUUCCCAUUCUUGAAGAGCCUGAGACUUUCUCAAACACCUCCCUCCCAGCUAGCUGACACGGCAGCAGGCUACACACUUCUGGCUUUGGACAUACCUAGCAGUGCGCCACUUGAGCUUCAACCUCAGCCCUUUGUGUCAAUGAUGCAGUUAUAUGGAUGGGAUGACAUGGUCACUCCCCAGCUGGUGUGCCGCUAUCUGAGCCAUCUAAUUGCAAACAGAACAUUAACUGAGGCUCUCAAUGGCAUUGGAAAUGCAGCUUAUCAGGCCCUGUCAAUCAGAACAUGGAGUCGAUGUGUUUUGCAGAUGUAUGUUGAUCAGCCAGUAGGUGGUACAAUUCGGACAGACACUGAACAAUCGUCACUACUUUCAGAACAGCUCACAGAACUAACCCGGUUAGUAUUCAAGCUGCCUGAAGUAGAAAACAUGUUUGUUAAAGCUCAAAUCGAACCAGCAAGUUACAAACAGGAUCCAAAAAGUGCACUUUUGCAGUUUUUUCAGGUAGUUGGCAUA